CUCAUCCAACCAUGAGACCGCAUGCCGAGCACCAAUGGAGCCUUUCGGCUUAAGGCUUGCCCCACCUGCAAAAGGGUCCUUAUCGAUUGUUGACCCCACGGCAAGUCUGGUCGAACUAACGAAACAAACUACUGCGAAGUAGACCGCCGACUAUUGUGAUACAAACUCACAUUCAACCCUCGUUCUCUUCUGCAAGGAAGCUAACUGAUAGCACCACUGCAUUCCAUCAUGCAAUGGCAACCACCUUCGGCCCCACGUGGCCCAUCAAAGCCCGAAUUGCAGCCGAUCCUCAGGCCUGAUCGGGUCACACAGGAGGAUGGACUUGCUCAUAUAAAGGCGACGACCUGGUCACCAGAAAGACCACGUCGUCCCUGGGUGCGCACGACUCUCAUCACGGUGCUGCUGUCCAUCAUGAGCAUCAUUUCGUUGCUCGCGUUCUUCUCUCUGGGUCUGGGUAUCAACGGCCUUCCCCAUGCCCGUUUGUCAAGCCCUUCAUACGGCAAGCCGGUAAAUCCUAUUAAAGACACUCCUAUUAAGAACGUGGUGGUACUGGUCGAGGAGAACCUGAGUUUUGACGUGUUUGCCGGCGGCUUGACAUACAACUCUAACAUCGAUGGGCUGGUCAACCGCGAGUACUGCAACCCGUCAAAUGCUUCAGAUCCAUUCUCAGAGAAGGUUUGCGCCAAACCGAUCGCGAAGAAUGUGGCUCCCGAUGAUCCGGACCACAGCAUUACUGGUGGUAACCAGCAGGUGUAUAGCACCUACCACCCCAGCGCGAAGAAUGACAUGCCUGGCAUGCAGGGCUUCGUAACAGAGCAGAUUGUCUCUUACGGACUCGGCUCUGAUUUGAGUCGCGCUGCAGAGGUCAUUAACUACUACACGCCGGAACACGUGCCGGUUUUCAAUGCUAUGGCCGAGAACUUUGUGCUCUUUGACCGCUGGUUCGCAUCGGUUCCUGGACCGACCAACCCCAACCGUGCGUACCUCACCUCUGGCACCUCGCACGGUCACGGUCAAAAUGACCACGACUUCGACGUCUCCAACUUGCCUCAGGUGUCUAUCUUCGAACAGCUCUCGGCCGCCGGCAUUAGUUGGAUCAACUACUCCAACACCACUGGUUUCCUUCCGGAUUCUCUGUUCUACCAGUGGACCGCCAAUAGCGGCAAGGGCACCACCAACGUGAAGCCUAUUGACCAGUUCUUCAAUGAUGCUAAAGCCGGUACGUUACCUCGGUUUACCUGGAUCAACCCAGAAUGCUGCUCGUAUAUGUCUUUCCACCCGCCCUCUCCAAUCAACAUGGGCGAGGGCUUCAUUAAGAGCAUCUACGAGGCGUUGCGCUCUUCCCCGCAGUGGAAUGAGACGCUGUUCAUCCUGACAUUUGACGAGCACGGUGGUUUUGCCGACCAUGUGUCUCCUCCUGAGAACGUGCCGGCUGGCGAUAACCUGACGUACACCGAAACGGCCAAGGACGGCCAAGAGGCUACCUUCCAUUUCGAUCGUUUGGGUAUCCGAGUGCCUACCGUUCUGAUGUCUCCAUGGGUGGGCAAAGGCGUGGUUCAGAAUAGCCCGACUGACCAGCCUAACGAAUUCACCCACACCUCUAUCCUCAAGUAUGUGGCUGAGCUCUGGAACCUGGACAUCCUCACUCCUCGCGUCGACUGGUCUCCCAGCUUCCGAGGUCUGAUCACCAAUAAUUUCCGUGAGACGCCGGAGAAGCUACCUGAGCCGGCUGAUUUUUAAGGAUGAAUUUGUACAGUCUAGACCCGAUGUCUAGAAAAACAUAUGACCAUGAUGACGAUAUAAUUAUGACAAUAACCGUUUCAAUUAAAUGAGCCCAGGCAACAACGAAGAAUUUGCCUUUAUGAAAAUUCUCUAUUCCCUUCUAAGGAAUAAUUACAUCAGUAGGUCUUGUAAGGUUGGCUCAGCCUCCACUACUUUGAGGUCCAGUCAAGGCGAGCCGGGUAUAUA
Aspergillus caelatus is the source of this 1968-nucleotide messenger RNA. RefSeq names its product putative phosphatidylglycerol specific phospholipase. Gene Ontology annotation, molecular function: hydrolase activity, acting on ester bonds. The record is from RefSeq and is a predicted model, not a curated record. Gene Ontology annotation, biological process: phospholipid catabolic process. The transcript is spliced from 2 exons. Bases 229 to 1740 code for a protein of 503 amino acids. NCBI's taxonomy places the organism in Eukaryota, Fungi, Ascomycota, Eurotiomycetes, Eurotiales, Aspergillaceae.